This is a messenger RNA of Hemicordylus capensis (graceful crag lizard), 1909 nucleotides long. RefSeq names its product cytochrome P450 2C19-like. Gene Ontology annotation, molecular function: heme binding; iron ion binding; oxidoreductase activity, acting on paired donors, with incorporation or reduction of molecular oxygen, reduced flavin or flavoprotein as one donor, and incorporation of one atom of oxygen. Lineage: Eukaryota; Metazoa; Chordata; Lepidosauria; Squamata; Cordylidae. Bases 162 to 1637 code for a protein of 491 amino acids. Gene Ontology annotation, cellular component: cytoplasm; intracellular membrane-bounded organelle. The transcript has 10 exons. Gene Ontology annotation, biological process: xenobiotic metabolic process. The record is from RefSeq and is a predicted model, not a curated record.
AAACAAAGUAAGUCACCCUACAGCUCAGCUGGAAAAGCUGCUGUCUGGAAACAAGGAGUGGGGGGAAAGUCUAGCUACAACUGCUUCCGCACAGCUUGGCAGUUACGAAGGUGGUGGUGGAGAAGAAGCUCUAGAAACUCCAGCCGUCCUUCGGUGCUGCCAUGGAUCUCUUGGGGAGCCUCCUGGUCCUCUGCCUCUCCUGUCUGUUUGUCCUGGCCGUGCGGAGGAAGAGGGCCAAGCACCAGAACCUCCCCCCUGGCCCAACACCCCUGCCGCUUAUUGGGAACCUCCUACAGCUGAAGACCAAGAACCUUAUGGAACCCCUGCAGAAGAUGUGUGAAAAAUAUGGACCUGUGUUCACCAUGUAUUUUGGCCCAGAGCGGGUGGUGGUUCUCCACAGUUUUGAGACAGUGAAGAAAGUUCUGGUUGAGCACGGAGAUGAGUUCACCAACCGAUUCACCUUGCCAAUAAUAGAUAAGAUCAACAAAGGAUUAGGUAUCUUUAUGUCCAAUGGUGAGCGUUGGGUUCAGCUCCGUCGUUUCGCCCUCACAACCUUGAGGGAUAUUGGGAUGGGGAAGAAAAGCACUGAGGAGCGAAUCCAAGAGGAGGUCAAGCACUUGGUGAAGGAACUCCAGGUCAAAAAAGGCCAGCCCUUCAACCCAGCAUUCCUCUUCAGCUCUGCUACCUGCAAUGUGAUCAGUCACAUCCUCCUUGGAGAAAGGUUCGAUUACCAAGAUCAGGAGCUUCUCCAAAUCCAUCACUGGAUCACUGAAAGCAUGCAGACUCAGAGGUCCCCUGUAACACUGCUCUACAACAUCUUCCCCAAGAUCAUGGACUACUUGCCUGGCCCUCACCAAACUUUCUUCAAAAUCCUCUUCAGUAUUCAAGACUUUAUAGCCCAGAAGGUGAAAGAUCAUGAGGAAACCCUGGAUGCCAACGAUCCUCGAGACUUCAUAGAUUGCUUCCUCCUCAAAAUGGAGCAGGAAAAGCACAAUCCCAAGACUGAGUUUACUAGAGAGAACCUGAUUAUGACGGCUUAUGACAUAUUCCUUGCUGGGACAGAAACAGCCAGCACCAGCCUGAGAUACACCUUAAUGGUCCUGACAGAACACCCAGCGGUGGAAGCAAAGAUCCACGAGGAGUUAGACCGAGUGAUAGGCCGGGAGCGUCCUCCUGUUAUGAAGGACCGCCCUCAGAUGCCGUACACGAAUGCUGUCCUACACGAGGCCCAGAGGUUUCUUGAUUUAUUCCCUUUAGGGAUUGUCCGUACGGCACGACGAGACUUUGAAAUUGAAGGCUUUACCAUACCCCAGGGAACCAUCAUCUUUCCCAUGCUGACCUCCGUACUGCAUGACCCCAAACAGUUUAAAAAUCCACAUUUGUUUGACCCCCAAAAUUUCCUGGAUGAAAAGGGAAACUUCAAGAAGAAUGGAGCAGACAUGCCUUUUUCUGCAGGGAAGAGGAGCUGCCUAGGAGAGGGCUUGGCCCGAAUGCAGCUCUUCUUAUACCUUACCAGUAUCCUGCAGAACUUUCGUCUCAAGCACCCUCCAGGAGUCACCAAAAUAGACCUCACAUUGGAUGUCAGUGGGAUAAUGAAUGUACCAUGCCAAGUCCAGAUCUGCUUCUGCCCACGCUAGUCCGCUGCCUCCCCACCCAUAGCAUUGCUGGGGGUCUCACAAGGACUUCCACCUUCUCUCACCGAGUCACUCUAUAGCUACAAAAUAGAUGUGAGCCUGUUGGGCUUCAGAAUUAGAUCUGUUUGUAGCUUCACCCAAUGGAUCCUGGGAACUGGACUUUCAGAAUGUUCCACAGCAUUCCCUGCAGAAGGCACAGACUUCCCAUUUCUUUGUCAGCAGCCUGAUUCAUUUUUACCACACUCAUGAUAAAGUAAAGUAAGGCUGUGCCCCUG